AUGAAAUACAAUUUAACAUUUAUUGAUGACUAUACACAAUUUAAUGUAAUUUAUUUGCUUGAGAAUAAAAGUGAAGUACUUAACUACUUUAAGAAAUAUGAAGCAGUUGUAAGUGUACAUUUUAGACAAACUAUUCAAUCAUUAAGAUGUGAUAAUGGAGGCGAAUACAUAUCUCACAAUUUCAAGAAUUUUUGUGCACAAAAGGGAAUUGUUGUGAACUACACUGCUCCAUACACUCCUGAGCAGAAUGGUUUAGCUGAAAGAACUAAUCGUACAAUUAUAGAAAGUACCCGAUCGUUACUAUUUCAAUCAGGGUUAUCUAAAGAAAUGUGGAGUGAAGCAGCUCUCAUGGUCACAUAUUUACUAAAUAGAUUACCAACAUCUAAAAAUUCAAGUAAGACACCAACUGAAUUUUGGAAUGGUUGUAAACUAAAUUUAUCAAACAUUCGUGUUUUUGGGUGUGCUACGUUUGCUCAUAUACCUAAACAACUAAGAAGUAAAUUAGAUUCCAAAUUAAGAAAGAGCGUUAUGCUUGGUUUUGUUGAAUCUGGUUAUAGACUAUGGGAUCUUGAAACCAGGGCAAUUUUUGUAAGUCAAGAUGUAAUUUUUAAUGAAAACAGAAUGCAAGGUAAUCAAAAUAUCAGUAAAAUAUCUGAAGUAAAUAUAAGAGAAGAUGAACCUGAAGAAGACGAAAACUACAAAGAAGAUGAAUCUCAAGAAGCAGAAAAUGACAGAAAAGAUGAGCAUAAAGAAGAGACCAAAGAUAUCAUCAUGAAGAUAAGAAGACUGGAAGAUAACAAAACUACACAACCUAAAAGAAAAGUAACAUAA
This is a messenger RNA of Cinara cedri, 831 nucleotides long. The record is from the annotation of a GenBank genome assembly. NCBI's taxonomy places the organism in Eukaryota, Metazoa, Arthropoda, Insecta, Hemiptera, Aphididae.